GACUUCUGUUGAUCAAAGUGACUACAGUGGGUUCGAGGUAGAAACGUUUCGAAAGUGCCAAAUACCUAGUUACCUAGAUAGCCGGAAGCCUAGAUAUCCAGAAGAGGGUUAGUAACAAAAGGGAGACUGAAAGUGCCAGGAAGGAAGCAUAGAGGGGUACGGAGGGACAGAGAGACAGAGAGGGUGAUAGUUGGUAAACAAGAAGACGAGAAGACGCUGCUGUCAAAAGGGGUGACUGCGAGAGGCUAGGCUAAUUCAUCAUCCAAGGAUCGAAGACGUGGCAAAAUUAUGAGCGAGGGUACGCCAAAGUCCCAGGGCCGAACCGUGCCUGAUGGCUCGCCAGCUCGCAUGGAAGCCGGCGAUGGCGGCGGCGCCGGCGGAGAUGGCGACUCCAUGGUGGGUGGGGGCAAUUCCGAGAAGAAGGCGGCAUACGAAACGAAUCUCUUCCUGUACAGUGAAGAGAUGGAAGUCCGCCCUCGGAUCUCCACGCUUCUCAACAGCCUGUCGGACUACAGCAACACGAUCCCAGCUGCAACCGAUCCGGAUGCCAAGCCAGCACCCGUGCAAGGCGGAGCACGGAUGGGUACCCUGUUCGGUGUCUUCCUGCCUUGCAUCCAGAACAUCUUCGGUGUCAUCCUGUUCAUUCGUUUGACCUGGGUCGUCGGUACUGCAGGAGCUGUCCAGGGUUUCUUUAUAGUCCUGUGUUGCUGCUGCGUGACAAUGUUGACAGCCAUCAGUAUGAGCGCCAUUGCGACCAACGGCGUGGUGCCUGCUGGGGGGUCCUACUUCAUGAUAUCCAGAAGUUUAGGUCCAGAGUUCGGUGGUGCCGUAGGGAUGCUCUUCUAUACCGGUACCACUCUAGCUGCUGCCAUGUACAUCAUCGGUGCUGUUGAGAUAGCCUUGACUUACAUGGCACCAUCGCUGAGUAUAUUCGGAGACUUCACCAAGGAUCCCAGUAUCAUGUACAACAACUUCCGGGUGUACGGCACAGGUCUGCUGAUCGUCAUGGGCACUAUCGUGUUCGUUGGGGUGAAGUUUGUCAACAAGUUCGCCACGGUUGCAUUGACCUGCGUUAUCUUCUCCAUCGUCGCCGUCUACGUGGGAAUAUUCUACAACUUCUACGGCAAUGAAUCCCUCAAGAUGUGCGUCCUGGGCAGGAGGUUGCUAAAGGACAUCGACGUGAUGGCUGACUGUAACAAAAACGUUAGCGGGGUUCUUCAUCAACUUUACUGUCAGAACAACACCAGGUGCGACCCUUACUAUUUGGAAAACAACGUGACAAUCGUGAAUGGAAUUCGAGGACUUGCCAGUGGUGUAUUCUUAGAGAACAUAUGGGAUAGCUUCCAAGAAGAAGGCCAACUGAUUGCUUAUGGCAGAGAACCUAAGGAUAUCGAUGUAAUGGCAGCUUCUACGUACAACCAGAUCCAGGUCGACCUUACUACUACGUUCACGAUCCUCAUUGGCAUCUUCUUCCCUUCAGUCACAGGAAUCAUGGCUGGCUCAAACAGAUCAGGUGACUUAGCAGACGCCCAAAAGUCUAUUCCGAUUGGCACCAUCUGCGCCAUUUUGACGACCUCGACGGUGUAUCUCACUUGUGUUUUAUUCUUCGCUGGCACAGUGGAUAAUCUCUUGCUUCGAGACAAGUUUGGCCAAAGUAUCGGUGGUAAACUGGUAGUGGCGAACAUGGCCUGGCCCAAUCAGUGGGUAAUCUUGAUCGGUUCCUUCCUGUCAACCCUCGGCGCUGGUCUCCAGUCUCUGACAGGAGCUCCACGACUGCUUCAAGCCAUCGCUAAAGAUAGUAUCAUCCCUUUCUUAACCCCGUUCGCCACCAGUUCCAAUCGUGGCGAACCCACGAGGGCUCUAGUGUUGACAGUCAUCAUCUGUCAAUGUGGUAUUCUUCUUGGCAAUGUUGACUACUUGGCUCCCUUGUUGUCCAUGUUCUUCCUCAUGUGUUACGGCUUUGUAAACCUGGCCUGCGCCCUGCAGACCCUUCUCAGGACACCUAACUGGCGACCGAGGUUUAAGUAUUACCACUGGAGUCUUUCCUUCCUUGGUCUGUCUCUUUGUAUAGCCAUCAUGUUCAUGACCAGCUGGUACUACGCUUUAUUGGCCAUGGGAAUGGCUGGUUGUAUUUACAAAUACAUAGAAUACCGUGGCGCUGAGAAGGAAUGGGGUGACGGUAUUCGUGGUUUAGCCCUGUCAGCCGCUCGUUAUUCCCUUCUGAGACUAGAGGAAGGCCCCCCGCACACGAAGAACUGGAGACCGCAGAUUCUCAUCUUAGCUAAACUGACAGACGACCUGGUACCCAAAUAUCGCAAAUUGUUCGCAUUUGCCAGUCAACUGAAGGCAGGCAAAGGCCUCACGAUCUGUGUCAGCUGCAUCGGUGGAGAUUACAUUCAAAACACUGGCAAGACUCUGGCUGCAAAGGUGAAUCUACGCAAAACGAUCGCAGAGGAGAAAGUAAAAGGAUUCGUAGACGUAUUGGUGGCUAAAGAUGUCGUCGAUGGCCUCAGUUCCUUGGUUCAGACAACUGGACUGGGUGGAAUGAAGCCAAACACUGUGAUCCUUGGCUGGCCCUAUAGCUGGAAACAAUCUCAAGAGGAUAGAACUUGGAGAGUGUUCCUGCAGACUGUCAGAGCAGUGGCAGCAGCCAGGAUGGCUCUCUUGGUGCCUAAAGGAAUUAACUUCUUCCCUGAUUCCACGGAGAAAGUAGUAGGCAAUAUCGAUGUCUGGUGGAUCGUGCACGAUGGUGGUCUCCUGAUGCUACUGCCAUUCCCAAUGAGGAUCUUCACGGUAGCUCAGAUGGAGGAUAAUUCUAUUCAGAUGAAGAAGGAUUUGAAGAAGUUCCUGUACGACCUGAGGAUUGAAGCUGAGGUGGAGAUUGUAGAAAUGAUGAAUUCCGACAUAUCUGCUUACACGUAUGAGCGAACCCUGAUGAUGGAGCAAAGGAACCAGAUGCUGCGGGAGCUGCGGCUAAACAAGAAGGAGACCCUAGGAGUGGUGCAGUCAUUGGUGGACUUCAACGAGGUGCAGGCAAUCGUGGAUCAUCACCACAACGUGGACGUGAAGGUGGCGACCAAGGUGAGAUUCCAGGAGCCUGGAAGCCAGAAUCCGAACAUAGUGGACGAGGCGCAGGAGAAGUUGGUACAGGACAUGGAUGCGAGCAAAGACGGAGAAGCAGGGGAUGCUACUGACACAGGGGAGGAAACUAAAGAAGAGAACGAGGAGGAGACGAAAUUGAUCGGUGGAUCACCGAAGCAAGAAAAUAAAGAGAACACAGAGAAGGAGGCAAAGGAGAACGAGGAAAAGAAAGCUGAUAGCCCAGAAUCCAAGAAACCUACGAUUACACCGGACGAGGGCGACGUGAAACGUAUGCACACUUCCAUCAAGUUGAACGAGGUGAUCGUGAAGAAGAGCAAAAACGCUCAGUUAGUCAUCCUGAAUCUUCCUGGACCACCAAGAGAUACCAAGAUGGAACGUGAAUCAAACUAUAUGGAAUUCCUAGAGGUUCUUACCGAGGGUCUGGAGAGGGUGCUGAUGGUACGUGGCGGCGGACGAGAAGUAAUCACCAUCUACUCGUGAACUAGACCAGCUGAAAUCGAAGUAACCGCCUCGCGACAGCGAAAAUCUAGUUUACUUCUGAAAGACCUAAACGACUUCACCCUACGGAACAUGUUGCUCUUGUGCCAUUGUCUGCGCAGUCACUUGCGUUGCGCGUUGUGAACACACAUUCAUACACAUACACACACUAACACUCGGUUAUCGGAAGAAGAGUACUGGAUGCCGAUCAUCGACGCUGUUUCCGCGGAUACACACCGGGUACCAGCAUGCCCGGAUCGGGAAUGUUGGUUGAAAGGAAAUGAACGGAAAAGAAGCUGACCCUCGACGAGAAGGCCCAAAAGUGGCAUGCCAAAGGAUAAGAUGAUUUCCUUCGAAUGAAUUUCACGCGUAAACUAGGAUACGUAGGAUCUGUCUUAUUUUACACUCGUCCCUUUUCUCGAUGAGGCUAGAGACUUAAAAGAAAAAAGCAAAAAAAAGUGGUUUUUAUCCAUGUCACACGUGUUGCACGUGUGGCCACACGACAGACAGUUAGCACAGAGCAUACUUCGACCUUGUCAUUAUACAAUCGGUUUCUGGAAGCAGUGUUUGAUAGGAAAAGAGUAAAGGGAAGGAUAGAGCGGAGUAUAUUCUUCGUCGCAGAGGUAAAGUUUCUAAAAACGAUAGCAUGAUCACGGAAUUCGAGAAAACGUGAGACUCGGUAUUAAAAUAGAAAGGAAAAGAGCGAACGAAAGGAAAGACCGAUACGUCCCGAGAAGAAAAAUUCACUAUGACUCCGACGAUUGUACUCCCAUUCGAACCUGAAAUCAAAAUUUUUGGUCCGAGGCUAAGAUCGAAGCAUCUACGAAAACCACUGCCAGAAUACUUUCUAAAUGCUUCGCGUUUAACCAAAGACGCGAGAGGCUCAUUUUUCUACACGCAUUGUCGUUAUAGAGAGUAUAAUAGGUAUGUAUAAUUCUACUGCUUAUAGGUGAACUUAGGGUAGCCUAGGAUAGCGCGGUGAAGUACGCCGACGAGCGAUGGCGCAUGCGCGUGCACGAGAUGGCGCGCGUUUCGCGCCCACGUGGCGGAAGUUAGGACAAACGUUGGCAGCGUUGAACGGUUUUAUGCGGACGCAGAACUGAAAGUGUGUCUGUGAGUCAGAGAAUGAGGCAAAUCCCCUUUUGGAAUCCUAAUUCGGGAAACGAACAGGCAAGACGUGGUACACGAAUUAUCGAGUAAUUCAUUGGCGAUAUUAUAGUGAAAUUUAACGAUGAAAAAUUUCCCGAAGCAACCAUAGAAAAUUCUCGACGUAUUAGGAAAAGUACAUGACUGCCAAAAGAAAAGAAUAUUAUUGGAACUUAUUACUCAAGGAUCGUGUACGAGAUGGACGGUAACGAGAUGCAGAAGAAAGGGUUGAGAUUUUCGGUGUGCUAGAAACGAAGCAUAUUGCUAAGAUAUUCUUGAAAUGAACAAUUUCUAUCACUCAACAUCGAUACAACGUCAGGAUUCCAAUAGCAAUACGUUCACAGUUUACUUAAAAUUAUGAAUCCGUAUCACUGCAUCGCUGAGACAUAGGUCUACUUACGAUUAACGAUUCUAACGCUAAAUGUCCUAAGGAAAGUAUAUAUACCGCGAAAUCUUUUUCGAGUUACUAAUUCGCAAUCUUCGUAUCGAUAUAACACGAGGAAUUAGCAAUAGUAGAACUAACCAUAGAAUUCAAGUUUCUUAAUAUACUACAAAAAAAGUAACGCGAAAGUCUUGAGACAUACUAAUCUAGAUGAUCAAUGUAAACACCAAAGGUUGAUAGCACUAGAAUCCAGACUUUAAACGAUAAAACGGAUCUAUUAAUGCAUCGACAUAACCUGAAAGGUUAGCAACAAAUUGCUAGCACAAGUACGCACAGAGCAUCAAUGUGAAAGAAGUCUAUCUUUUCAUUCAUCGUUAUAUAUAUACAUAUAUAUAUUCAACUAUAUCGAGUCUAAAAAUCUCAGACGCCUCGACAUUGCGUCCCCAUAAAGGUUCAAGCCGUAGCGUUUACUUCCAACUAGCGCCGCGAACGACGAACGGAGGAAACACAGCGAGCAUUCACGCAUCACCUACAGGACUGAAGUUCGUUCUUUCCAUUGUACUCCUCGACCUCUUGCGCGUCGAAAUCUUCGUCUAGUUUCGCGUUUAUACUGUCCAAGGCCUACCGGUUCGAUUCACCGCUCUAGUACGCCUAUGUAAAAGGAUCGCACUCGUGCAACCAUGGCGAUAGCCUUAAAACAACGUGUGUCACGAUGUCGCCUGCGCAUAGGGUUACAGAACGAACGAACGGUGAAUGCCAAAAAUACAUCACAUCUUUCGCGAGGAUCCUUAACCGACUUUCAUCGAAGGAUAGCGUGUAGCGUUGUAAUUGGUCGUAUUUAAGUGUCGUGUGUAUGUCACGUUUCAUGCACGGCCAGCAACUCUCUGGCUGUGCUUCAUUUUUAGAUAGGCACUAUCUAAUAUAUAUAUGUAUAUACAUAUAUGUGUAUAUGCG
Eufriesea mexicana is the source of this 6061-nucleotide messenger RNA. RefSeq names its product solute carrier family 12 member kcc (gene kcc). The record is from RefSeq and is a predicted model, not a curated record. Gene Ontology annotation, biological process: potassium ion import across plasma membrane; potassium ion homeostasis; chemical synaptic transmission. Gene Ontology annotation, cellular component: plasma membrane. NCBI's taxonomy places the organism in Eukaryota, Metazoa, Arthropoda, Insecta, Hymenoptera, Apidae. Gene Ontology annotation, molecular function: potassium:chloride symporter activity.